This is a messenger RNA of Didymella exigua CBS 183.55, 966 nucleotides long. RefSeq names its product mitochondrial uncoupling protein 2. Gene Ontology annotation, biological process: fumarate transport; succinate transport; transmembrane transport. NCBI's taxonomy places the organism in Eukaryota, Fungi, Ascomycota, Dothideomycetes, Pleosporales, Didymellaceae. The record is from RefSeq and is a predicted model, not a curated record. The transcript is spliced from 6 exons. Bases 1 to 966 code for a protein of 321 amino acids.
AUGUCUGCGAAAUCAACACAAGGGCCUGGCGGCAAGAAGCCCGCCUCCGCAGCGACCAACUUGAUCGCUGGCGGAGGAGCUGGAAUGAUGGAGGCGCUCGUGUGCCAUCCUUUAGACACGAUCAAAGUCCGCAUGCAACUUUCCAAGCGAGCGCGCAUGCCUGGUGCCCCGAAGCGUGGAUUCAUCAAGACAGGUAGCGAGAUUGUAAAACGUGAGACGGCAUUGGGACUGUACAAAGGUCUCGGUGCUGUCCUUACCGGCAUUGUACCCAAGAUGGCCAUUCGCUUCACUUCGUACGAGUGGUACAAGCAGCUGCUCGCAGACCAGGAGGGAAAGGUAUCCGCGAAAUCAACGUUCAUGGCUGGUCUCGCCGCUGGUGUCACGGAAGCUGUUCUCGUUGUCACACCCAUGGAAGUAGUCAAGAUUCGCUUGCAGGCACAACACCACUCCAUGGCCGAUCCGCUCGAUGUUCCCAAGUACCGGAACGCUGCACACGCGCUCUACACGGUUGUGAAGGAGGAGGGAGCCGGCGCGCUGUGGCGUGGUGUGUCGCUCACAGCGCUGCGACAGGGAACGAACCAAGCUGCCAACUUUACAGCAUACUCGGAGCUGAGAUCGCAACUGCAGAAGUACCAAGGCACGACAGAUCUGCCCGGAUGGCAGACGUCUUGUAUCGGACUCAUCUCUGGUGCCAUGGGACCCUUCUCUAACGCUCCCAUUGACACGAUCAAGACCAGACUGCAGAAGACACCUGCAGAGGCAGGGCAGAGUGCAAUGGCCAGGAUCACUGCCAUCGCAGGUGACAUGUGGAAGCAGGAGGGUGUGAAGAGUUUCUACAAGGGCAUCACUCCCCGCGUGAUGCGUGUUGCUCCUGGACAGGCGGUUACAUUCACCGUGUACGAGUACCUGAAGGGCAUCCUCGAGAAGGGACGGGAGAUGAUUCCUGGCGGCCAGUACGAGGAGUAG